AUGCCACCAGGACCACCAGUCGACACGAACCCCGAAGACCAAGAAACAAGUGCAACACUCUCCGCAGACCUAAAAGCAAGCUGUCUAAACCUCCGCUCGGAGAUAGACACCUACCAGUCCCUCCUCGCAUCAACACUGCGCAAUCCACAGCUCGUGGAAGCGCGCCAAUUCAGAUCAAAUGUCAAUUCCGAAUUGAAGAUGUUGGAGAAAUUGGAGAGACAGAUGGAAAGCGCUACACAACGUGAUGAUGCGCAAAAAGGAGAAGGUGUGAAAAGAUUCGAUCUCGAUCUCGAAGUAGAGAAAAGACUACUACAUGCGCUACGCUCCUCCAAUCUGCCUUUCUAUCAAUCCGUUUGGGAUAUUGCCAAGGGGACUUGUUCCGGUUUGACUGCGCUUGGUAAACGGUUUUAUUGGGAUGAUGAGUUACAGUCGCAGCCUAAAGCUGCGAAGAAGAAGGGCGCGAAGAAGAGUGAUGGUGUUGCCGGACAGGGCGAGAAACAGCCUAACAAGGAUAAACGCAAUAGUGUUUUUGUGGAUAUUGUUUCCGAUGACGGGGCGGAAUGGGUGAAGGUAUCUACGGUCACGCAGGAUCGACUUUUGUUCGAGAUGGCGAAGAAUUGUUGGCAGUGGGAGCCUGAUUCGGAUGAUGAAGAGGGGGAAGAUAUUAAGGUUGAGGAUCGGGUGCUUCAUAUGAAUCGGAGAACGCGCAAUAUGUAUGGAGAUGAUGGGGAUGAUAAGCUGGAGCUUAUUCGGUUAGCGGUCGAUCUACGGAAAGCGGCUGAUGCUACGUUGGUUGGGUAUAAACAUCCUCGGAUCAGGGUUGUUUUGCCUAGGAUUGAACAAGGGAACGUUCCUGAGAUUGAUGAUAUCAUUGAAGAGAUGCGGAGUUGGGGUAUGGAUGUCGAUUGCAAGAAAAGUCUGCAGUUGACAACUCACUCUGGGCUGGAGCAUCUUCUUCCGCAUCCGUUCAAGAAGUUUACCUCUACCCUGAAUGUUGAUUGCACUCUCCUCCUUGCUAUGGUGUCUGAUCUCUCGCACUUCAAGGAUAUUCCACCAGAGCCGCAUUUCCACCGAGCCAUCCUUCGACAAAUUGAGGUCGAAAAGCAAAAGCCACUUCUUUUAACCGAGCUCUGGCCUGCUAUGGGUGAUCGCAAGCUUGUUUGCACGAAAGAGGCUGCUGGGCGGAUGCGAGAAAUCGUUGAAACCAUCGGCACUGAAACAGAGAAAACACGCACUCAGAUCAUGAUGGGAGAUUCUUCAUAUGGGCAACUUGAUCACACUGCUAUGCUUCAAAAGUUCCAGGAAUUGUCUGAUUAUGAGGUUCCCACGGAAUGGAAAUUUCCUAUCAUUGUUGUUGAUGCCCAAUCAACCUUCGAAUCGAACAGCACACGUGGCAGACUCCCUUCGGUGGAACAGGAACUUGCAAAAGAGCUGUCAGACAUCAAUUACAGCGUCUUCAUGUAUGGCUGGUUCAACGAUUUGACGACCAUUUCCAGCAACCGGACCAUCAACAAACAAAUCGAAUCCACGGUCGAAAAGCACAGGAAUGGGGAUUCUUCUUUGAAAGGUCCCAAGAUAUGGAUCUGUGACACAGCACGGAGUUUGGUGGGCAAAGACAAAGAUCGAAAAGCAUAG
Penicillium antarcticum is the source of this 1635-nucleotide messenger RNA. RefSeq lists its product as uncharacterized. The coding region runs from base 1 to 1635 and encodes 544 amino acids. The record is from RefSeq and is a predicted model, not a curated record. The transcript has a single exon. NCBI's taxonomy places the organism in Eukaryota, Fungi, Ascomycota, Eurotiomycetes, Eurotiales, Aspergillaceae.